AUGGAUUGUGAGUCUAACAGAGAAUUGAUCGCUUAUUACCGAAGUGAACUGCUUAAGACGGUGAAUGAUCCUACAAAAGAUUCAAUAGUUGCAUGGAGCGAGAGCGGCAAGAGUUUCAUCAUUAGGGAUGAAGUGGAGUUUAGAAAAGCUGUUCUUCCGAGAGGGUGCCUCGUACACUUGGGCUUUUCACAAUCUCAUGAGCAAUGGGAAUAUACAUGCCCUUAUUUUAUGAGAGGUCAGCCUGACCUUAAACCGUCUCUCAUCUCAAAGAUUGAGACCACCACCAAGAAGGUCGUGGAUGAUGGACUUAUUCUCUUGAGCAGCCUUUCUUGCUACAAAGAGAUGUGGAGAAUUUACAAGAAGGAGCGUCCUUAUCUUUCCUCAUCAGUUCGACGCCGUCCUCUUUUCAUCCAUGACGUUUACGAUAUGGUGGAUGAUCCUUCAACUGAUUCAGUUGUCUCGUGGAGUGAGAGCGGCAAGAGUUUCAUCGUUUGGAAUGAAUCUAAGUUCCUCGGAGAUGUUCUUCCUAGUCGCUUACCCUUCGAUCACAAAGAUAUGACAUCCUUCACCACCUAUUUGCAUGCCAUUGGCUAUAGUAAAGUUGAAGAAUCUGAUCAUUGGGAAUACACAGCCGAUUAUUUGGUGAGAGGUGACCCUCUCCCCCGGGAUACAUCCCCAUGCACUUCCGAGGGUGUUAAAAUUACUCCAGAAUUUGCCAGAAUCCUCGAGAUGUCCUUUGCUUCCCCUAAGGCUUGCAAACAAUAA
Eruca vesicaria subsp. sativa (arugula) is the source of this 765-nucleotide messenger RNA. The record is from the annotation of a GenBank genome assembly. NCBI's taxonomy places the organism in Eukaryota, Viridiplantae, Streptophyta, Magnoliopsida, Brassicales, Brassicaceae.